AUGGACACCGAUAACACACGAGCAAGAGUUGCAAUGGCCUGCGAGGUCUGUCGCAAGCGUAAGCGGAAGUGCGAUGGAGCAAUGCCCAAGUGUUCAUGGUGUUUGGUGAAAGACACGGACUGCAAUUAUGCCGUGGAUAAGCCAAAGAAGAGGAAGCCUGACCCAGACUACAUUGCAACGCUGGAGGCCCAGGCAGAAGCUCUGAAGGCGGAAGUCCGCCGGCUGGGAGCCCUCGUUACCGAUUCAACGAUACCGAAACAUAUUUGCGAUAUUUUGGAGGAAACGCAUGAUACCGGGAAUGCCGCAACCCAUCUAGACACUGACACCCAACAGAUAUCGGAGGAAAUGGAUUACACCGGGGACUCGCCGGCAAUCCAUGAUAUUAGCAAACUUACCUGGCGGCUGAGGAUCGAUGAGAGCGGCGAGACCACCUUCAUCGGACCCUCGGGCAACUUCUGCUUCCCAGUCUCACAUCCUCCUCGGGAGGAAAUGAAGCGAACGACAGACACCGGCGAUGAUCACAUACAGGAGCCAGCAACAUUGAGGUUGGAUCCCAACACAUCUAGGGUCGCCAGGCACCUUGCUUCUCUCUUCAUUACAUUUGUGAAUCCCGUCCACCAAUUCGUCGACAUGAGCAGGCUUGGGAGCCUCGAAGCCAAUCCAUACUUCAACGCCGUGGAUAUCCUCACUUGCGCGAUUCUGGCAGCCGGCGCACUCUUCUCGGACGACUCGGAAAGCAAAGCCCUCGGUGACAAAAUGGCCCACCACGCGGAGUCUGCGAUUCUCCAGAUUUGUCGCGAGAGGCCAUGUGUAGAGACAGUGCAGGCCUUGUCAAUUCUCUGCUGGCGAGAAUUAGGACUGGAUAACGAGAAUAUGGCCUGGAUGUAUAACUCAAUGGCUGCUAGUUUGGCACUACACCUUGGGCUUACGGUCAGCUCACUAGAAAACCUGGACAAAAACGGCACUCGCGAGACAGCUGGGGUGAGAUCUCCGAGUGCGCAGCCUUCGCGCAUACGAGCGCUCUGGAGUACGCUGCUUCUAGACAGGUUAUGGUUCAUACACGACCAGUACAUGGAUAGAAUUUACGCCUUUGGGUUCAACAAACUUGACGAGCCUCAACGCUUCAAUCUGCUUCUCGAGGCACGCGAGCAGUUGCUGUCAUUCUACCGUCAACUGGACCCCCGCAUUCAACUUCAGAAAGACACUAGUUCCCCCCAGGUCAUCUUCCUGCACAUGUCGUACAACAUGUCUCAGCUCUUGAUUCACCGGCCAUACGUCAAGGAGCCAGUCGACGGCGCAGCCCAUCGGUUGUCACUGAGGACCAUGUCCAUCGCGGCAGCCGCCAUGGUUCGCCUUCUGCGUAGGUACGAGAAGAUGGGCUCCUACGACAAGGUACCGCCCUUUGUUGUCCACAACGUGCUCUCAGCGGCUGUCACACUUUUGUUGAUGGCUACCGCCAAGCAAUCAAGCCUGCGGAGCCGAUCAAUCAGCCGUUUCCGUGUCUGUGUCAGCGCCCUCGAGGCCAUCGGAUGCAGAUGGUCAAAGGCGAGACAGGCCAUCCUCAUUCUGCGUCAGCUGGCCCAGCGCUGGCGCGUAUCCAUCGCGCUGCCCAUGCACCAAAGCUUCCCUCUCGCACCACAACCAGGCCCGGAGCCUCUUGUGAUGACUGCUGAAGAUGAGCCGACAGAUACCACGUACACAUACACAAGCCUUGAAAACGAUACAAGUUCGGCGGCGGAACCGCUAACGGCCGAGCAGUGGGAUGCUAUGGAGGCCGCAUCGGCUUGGCAGACGAUUGAUCAUGUGGAUUUCAUUGACUAUGGUCAAAUGGGCCUCUGGACUUUACAAUAUGCCAGAAGCUAA
Messenger RNA from Fusarium vanettenii 77-13-4, 1863 nucleotides. RefSeq lists its product as uncharacterized. The transcript has 6 exons. Gene Ontology annotation, biological process: regulation of DNA-templated transcription; DNA-templated transcription. The record is from RefSeq and is a predicted model, not a curated record. Lineage: Eukaryota; Fungi; Ascomycota; Sordariomycetes; Hypocreales; Nectriaceae. Bases 1 to 1863 code for a protein of 620 amino acids. Gene Ontology annotation, molecular function: DNA binding; zinc ion binding; DNA-binding transcription factor activity, RNA polymerase II-specific.